Mauremys reevesii (Reeves's turtle) is the source of this 5793-nucleotide messenger RNA. RefSeq names its product Abelson helper integration site 1 (gene AHI1). NCBI's taxonomy places the organism in Eukaryota, Metazoa, Chordata, Testudines, Geoemydidae. Gene Ontology annotation, molecular function: protein binding. Gene Ontology annotation, biological process: motile cilium assembly. The record is from RefSeq and is a predicted model, not a curated record. The coding region runs from base 781 to 4668 and encodes 1295 amino acids. Gene Ontology annotation, cellular component: ciliary basal body. The transcript is spliced from 26 exons.
GCUGCCCUACCCUGGGCCCAACAGCGCGCUCCUCGGCUGCCCAGAAGGGUCACUUGAGGGACCGGGAGAGCGAGGUUCCCCUUCUCCAGUCCGGAGCCCCGGGCUUUGGGGCAGCCCCACAACGCCCCGAGCAGACCCCUGCCGCGGCCAAUCGCAACGCCACCAGGGGUCGGCCCCGGGGGUAUUAAACCCGCGCAGAACAGACCGCUGGCAUCGUCCAACAACCGCCGCCCUGAACACCGCGGCGCCUGGCUGGGCUGGGCGGCAGGCAUCAUAAACCCCAACGUCACGCGCCGCGCAUGCGCAUUGCGUCUUGUCCUCAUUUCCCCGCGUAGUGUGCGCUGCCUCACUCUCUGGCGCAUGCGCCUUUCCUUCCCCAAUGGCCUCCCUGAGUUCUCAGGCGCGCACGCGCGUUUCAUCUUCGGGCCUCAGUAGUGGCGCAUGUGUUUUCGUUGCCGUUGAGGUGGAAAGCCUGCGAAAAAGUCCCGGAUGUACAGUGCUUCUCCACGCCCGGCUUCUAAAGGAGCUGUUCGCUCCACGUUAGGCGCAUGCGCAUUCUGCGGAGCGUUGUUUCCUUGGCAGCUGUUGUUUGUUUUCGGCAAAACUAGCGUAAGAGACUGCGGCGGGGGAUGAGGAAGAAACCAAGUGGCUGGGGGGAUAGGGGGCAGCCGCGGCAGCAGCGGCCCUAGCUCGAGGCGGUGCCGGAGACCCGGUCAAAAAUGCUGAACUCUGAGAAAGAAAGGUGUAGUGUAUUGAGCCAUUCUUAAUAUAGGACUCAAAAUGCCACCAGCGGAGAGUGAGGCAAAGGCAAAAACCAAGGUUCGCUUUGAGGAAAUAUUCAGGAGUCAUUCUGGGCUAACAGAAAAAAAGAAAUCAAAGAAGCAAAAAUUUCACUCUCAUGAGAAUAUUGUGCUUGACACCUUUAGAAAUAAUCUUGAUCUAGCUAAAGAAAGUGGAAAUGAUGAGGUAAUUAUAAACAAUACGUAUAAUCCUGAGGAAAAGAGCCCCCGGUUUACAAAAAACAAACUAAGAGACAAAGCCUCAGUUUCAGAAAAAAUAAACAAUGAUGUUGUUAGUGGAGAAGAAAACAAGCAACCAAAGUCUAACAAGAAGAAAAAGAAAGCAGUGUUACAAGAACAAUUUAAUGAGGAGGAAAAUGUAUAUGAAACUAAAUUGGAGAGUUUUGAAAAACAGAUUACUGAUUUGCCAAAGAAAAAAACAAAAAGUAAAUCACAAACAGAUGCAUCUCAUCAAAAAGGUAACAACAAGAUAAAAAGUACCUUGAAUGAAGCGAGAGAUGUAACUGAAUUAGAAGAGGAAGAACAGCUAAUUCAAGCCUAUCAGCUGCAAGUGGCUGAGGAUGAGGCAAAUAUAAUUAAGGAAAAAAUAAGAAAAAAACUUAAAGAACAGAUGUCUGAAUUCACCUCCAGUGUUCAAAGCCAAAAAGUUGUAUUGAACAAUGAAGUGGGCAAAAAGAAGAAAAAGACGAAAGAAGUGCCAGUUGUAUCUGAAACUGAAACAAGUGUGAUGUCCCUUGCUGAACUACAGUGUAACCCAGUGGAAGAUAAUACCAGAAAAAAUAAGUCAUCAGGAAGACUGCUUGCAUCAUAUUUUAAAGAUGAAAUGAACACAGAGGAACACAAGGAGGAGGAAGAUGUGGAAAAACUGAAACCUAAAAUAAAGAAGGCAAAAAAGAAAUCUAAAAAAGAAGAAAAUACAGAAAUUGCUGCAGAAAAUAUACAGGAAAUGAACAGUCCAGAAGUUUGUACUCAAUCCAAACUUGCUUUUGAUGACAGCCUUGUGUUAGGGGUUUACAUCCAUCGAACUGAUAGACUUAAAACUGAUCUUAUGGUAUCGCAUCCCAUGGUCAAGAUUCAUGUGAUUGAUCAGAAAACUGGUUUAUAUGUCAAGAAAGAGCAUAGCAGCCGGGCAGUUUCAUCUUUUUAUGAACAAGAGCGAGUGGAACACAUUCUUCCUAUUAUGACCCAGCCUUACGAUUUCCGACAAUUUAAAUCAACACUUCCAGAAUGGGAGGAACAAAUUGUAUUUAAUGAACGUUUUAGUUAUUUCCUUCAAGAUGUUGAAGAAAGCCCCAAAGUAGUCCUGUUUUUUGAGAUCCUUGAUUUCUUAAGCAUGGAUGAAGCAAGAGCCAACUCUGAAGUGCAAAUUCAGGAAAGUGGUUUUCGCAAAAUCUCUUGGGCAUUUCUAAAGAACAUAUGGCAUGCUUACAAAGGAGGCGCUAGUACUGAUGGGCCGGAUGGUCAAGAGGGGAGUGGAAAAGUCGAGAGGCACCAGCCUUAUCAGAAUCACUCAGAUGGCAGAUUGAUUGACCCUAAAACAAAGCUUGUAGGUGCAAAUGGAGUCCUAAACAUUGAUGGGAAACUACGUCUGCAAUUAUAUUAUCCACCUCCAAGGACCAGGACACAGUCAAAUGUUGUUGAGGUUUUUGAUUGGUGGGCAAAAGGUCCUAGAAAUCGUUACCCGUCAACAUUAUAUGUAACUAUAAAAGGCAUAAAACUACCAGAUCAUGUAGAUCCUUCUUUCCGUUCUAUGAUGGCUGUUCAGCAGGAACAAGGUAGCACGUCAUUCUGUGAGCUCCAGAAUGAGGUAUCAAAAAAAGCUAGUGUAUAUAGUCCACAUGAGAAAAAGGAGCAGUUGAAAUGGACGAGACUGCCUGGACAGGCUUGUCGUAUACCAAACAAGCAUCUCUUUUCACUGAGAGCGGGAGAUAUGGGAUGUUUCUGUAUUCGUUUUUCUCAAGAUGGAAAAACAUUAGCAGCAGCCUGUGCAGGGAGGGAUGGUUAUCCCAUUAUUUUAUAUGAGAUUCCUUCUGGACAAUACUUGAGAGAAUUUUAUGGCCACCUUAAUAUUGUAUAUGAUCUUUGUUGGUCAAAAUAUGAUGAGUACCUCCUUACUGCAUCCUCUGAUGGCACUGUCAGAAUGUGGACAAUUGAGACCCAGGCUACAACUUCUGUGAGAGUUUUCCCUCAUCCUUCAUUUGUUUACACUGCAAAGUACCAUCCAGUUGCUGACUAUCUUGUGGUGACAGGAUGUUAUGACUCUGUGAUUAGGGUAUGGAAUACAAAAGUGAAAGAGAUCUAUGGUCAGUUGCUACAGGAGUUUGAUGGUCACAAAAGUUUCAUCAAUACACUGUGUUUUGAUGCAGAAGGACUUCACAUGUUCUCAGGAGACAGCUCAGGGCUGAUUAUAGUUUGGAAUACCUUUGUCAAAGGAAGUUCUCAACAUCCAGUCCAACACUGGGGUAUUAAUAAGGAAAUAAAAGAAAAUGAUAUUAAAGGGACUCCAAUAAAUCAUUUAGAGGUACAUCCAAAUGGAAGACGUUUAUUAAUCCAUGCCAAAGACAGUGCUCUGAGAAUUAUGGAUCUCAGAAUCUUGGCUACAAAGAAAUACAUAGGUGCCACAAACUAUAGAGAGAAGAUUCACAGUACCUUAACACCAUGUGGGACAUUUCUUUUUUCUGGAAGUGAAGAUGGUAUAGCAUAUGUUUGGAAUCCAGAAACAGGUGAUCAAGUAGCCAUGUAUUCUGACCUCUCCUUCACAUUUCCAGUUCGAGAUGUCGCCUUUCAUCCACAUGAACACAUGGUGUCAUUUUGUGCCUUUGGUCAAAAUCAGCCAAUACUUGUGUACAUUUAUGAUUACAAAGUUGCACAGCAGGAGGCUGAAAUAGUAAAAGAUCUCAAUGGGUCACUCGCAUCAACAACACCCAGAGGGCCACAAAUUCUUAGCAAUUCUUCUCAUAUUUCUGCACAGAAAGAUUCAACAAUGUCUCCAACAGAUCAGUUUGUCAGUGUUGCAAGAGUAUCUAUGAGAAUGCAGAAAGUGAAGCAGAAACUUGACUCUGUUAUGACCAGCUCAAAUCUCAUGCUUCCGGCUCCAUCAAUGCUCUCGCCACACUCCAAGUUAAGGCUGCCAAGUACUCUGGGCAUUUCACUGAUUCCUCAGUAUCCUUUCACAUCUCAAAACGGGAGUUUCAGCCCAGUAGGAAGUCCUCUUAGCCGAACACCAUCAGUCAGACUACAGACGAGUGAUGACCUUCUGGUUACAUCAUGUAUGAGAGGAGCAAAUAAUUCUACACCAGUGCAAGAGAGAGUAGUGGCUCUUUAUGACUACACAGCGCAUCGAUCAGAUGAGCUAACCAUCCAUCGCAGUGACAUUAUCCAAGUGUUAUACAAAGAUAAUGAUAACUGGUGGUUUGGCAGCCUAGCAAAUGGACAGCAAGGCUAUUUUCCUGCUAAUUAUGUGGCUGGUGAAACUGAAUAUGAAAAGGAACAGUCUUCUGAAUUAGUACCAGAUUCUACUCUUCUACACAGUGAACAAACAGAAGCAGAAGUAAGAUAUCCAGCGCCACAUGGGAUGUCAGCAGUCAUCACCAAGUCAGGGGACCUGAAAUUUAUCUCAGAGCAUGACACAGAUAUAGACUCACCUGUGACACAAGUUACAAAGAAGAAGAAAAGGAUACUGAAGAAUGAAACAAUGGAAAAUCCGCCAAAUGUAAUGGCUCUUGACACCCCUGCAUCAUCAAUUACCACUAACAGUGUUGAAAACAAACCUAGAACACAUGGGUUAGAACUGAAGAAGAAGAAAAAAGCAGCGAAAAACUCAAGUGCAAGUGGAAAGACAAAUGUUGCCUUUGAGCCUGACAGUUGAAGUGUAGUCAUCAUUUAACUCCAGAUAGAGGUGUUGCAUUCAGAAUAUUAUAUGCAAAAAAAAUGGAUUUGAAUGGGAUUUAUGCUGAAAUGAUGAUCUCACUUUCAGGAUAAAAAAAAACAUUGAAAACCAAAACAUUAAACAUAGACAAACCCACAAAAUUCCCCCAUACUCCUGUCAAGACAUGCCAUGUGGUAUAGAACCUAAUUCUGCAAGGAACCUGGCACCUCCAGCUCUUACUGAGGUUAACAAAACUUGAGUAUCCAGCACUUCACAGGAUUGGGCUCCUGGACAGUUCAAGCCUGAAGUUUGACUUUCAUAUUUCCCAAGAGCAGCAUUUACAUGUGCAUUCUGAAAUAAGCUAAAUCCCGAUUCUGAUACCUUUCUCAUGCUGACUAGAAUUUUACUGUUGGAAAGAUUCCCAUUGACUUCAAUGGGCGUUGGAUCCAGGCCAUUUUUGAGCAUGAGCAAAGGUGGUAGAGUGAAGUCCAAAGUUGUUAGUACUCUGUGACCCAAAAUGAAACAAGCUUGACCAGGAUAGAAGGUUUUGUGUUAGCAAUUUUGAUUUUCUUGCAAGUAAAAAGGCAGACAAUAUUCUGUAUGUAGCAUGUGAGCACUCUGAAAGAAUCUUACACAGGUCUACAUGAAAACAUACACUUUUUAUGUCUUCCUGUUGUUGAGUAUUCACUUUGGACUAGAUUUUGCAAUCCUUGUUUAUAUUGGUGAACACCUACUCAUGCAAGUAAAUUGACUUCAGUGGAACUACUUGUGAAUAAAGCUCACCAACAUGAGUAAGGAUUGGAAAAUUCAUCUUUUUGGUACAUUGAUUUUUAAAAUGAAGGCUUUUUAUAAAUAUAUAAAUGUGCACUAAAACUUUGUAAAACUCAGUUUUUGCUGCACUCAGAGCAGCAUUGCCAAAUAUAUUUUACUUUAUUUUGAAGAAACGUUUCAUAUCAAAAUGGGUAGUUUAUUUUAUGCUGUGUGUAGUAUUUAUUUCCUUUAUAGUUUAGUUUAUCUAUUUUUGAAAUUAAUAGCACUAUGUUGUGAACCAUUAUUAAUUAUUUCAAUAACUUCUUACAAUACUAUAAUUUUACAUUUGACAUUAAAUGAAUACUUUCCAUCAGU